CCAUACACACAUUACUUACACAAGAGUCAAGAAACAACAUCUUUAAACACAGUAAUUACUCUAUCACAACACUUACAAAUUAAACACAGAAAUUUCCAUCAUCCAAUUAGUAUAAUUUUCAUUCACAUAUACAUAUACAUCCUUAAAAAAUGGCUUCCAAAAUCUUGAACAUGAUCAGUGCAAAUGAUGACAAAAACAUGAGAGCUUAUAUAACAUUUUUGGCAGGCAAUGGUGACUAUGUCAAAGGAGUUGUAGGGCUUGCCAAGGGUUUAAGAAAAGCCAAGAGUCGUUAUCCGUUGGUGGUGGCGGUGUUGCCGGAUGUUCCGCCGGAGCACCGCAACAUAUUGGUGUCUCAAGGCUGUGUAGUUCGUGAAAUUGAGCCGGUUUAUCCACCUGAAAACCAUACUCAAUUUGCUAUGCCUUAUUAUGUCAUAAACUACUCCAAGCUCAGAAUUUGGGAGUUUGUGGAGUUUAGCAAGAUGAUAUACUUGGAUGGAGAUAUCCAAGUGUUUGACAACAUUGACCACCUCUUUGACUUACCCGAUGGCUAUUUUUAUGCUGUGAUGGACUGCUUUUGUGAGAAAACUUGGAGUCACACUCCUCAAUAUAAGAUUGGGUACUGCCAACAAUGCCCAAACAAAGUCCAAUGGGCUGAGGACAAGUUAGGCCCAAAGCCUGCUCUUUACUUUAACGCUGGAAUGUUUGUGUUUGAGCCCAAAAUGUCCACUUAUCAUGAUCUUCUCAACACUGUCAAAACCACCACACCCACCCCCUUUGCUGAGCAGGACUUUCUAAACAUGUACUUCAAGAACAUAUACAAGCCCAUUCCUCCAAUUUACAAUCUUGUGUUAGCCAUGUUAUGGCGUCACCCUGAAAACAUUGUACUUAAUGAUGCCAAAGUUGUUCACUAUUGUGCUGCUGGAUCAAAACCAUGGAGGUAUACAGGUGAAGAAGAAAACAUGGAGAGAGAAGACAUACAAAUACUGGUUAAAAAGUGGUGGGAUAUUUAUGAUGAUAAAUCACUUGACUACAAUACAGAGGAAGCAAAACUCCAAUUACUAAAGGCGGCGUUAUCGGAAUUUAACAAUGCCUACUAUAUGUUGGCUCCAUCUGCAGCUUAACCAUGCUUAUUUGAUGAACUUAUUUUUAUGUUGUUUGUUGUAUAAUAUUAGUUUGAACUCUGAAAUUUGGACGAAAAUAUAUUCUUUUUGUUCGGAUUUUGCCUGUCACAUGAUUAGUUCAAGUUAUGUGACUCUUAAUCUAGAAUAAAGAGAGUAUAUUAGUUCUUAUGUUAUCAACCGAUAUAUGGUCUCAUCUGAAUAUUAUUAACAGAUAGACCUAAUGAAUUCGAAGAUGAUUGAUUGUAUAGUA
Messenger RNA from Beta vulgaris subsp. vulgaris (sugar beet), 1371 nucleotides. RefSeq names its product galactinol synthase 2. Gene Ontology annotation, molecular function: glycosyltransferase activity. The coding region runs from base 150 to 1121 and encodes 323 amino acids. Lineage: Eukaryota; Viridiplantae; Streptophyta; Magnoliopsida; Caryophyllales; Amaranthaceae. The record is from RefSeq and is a predicted model, not a curated record. The transcript is spliced from 4 exons.